ACUGCGGAUGGCGGCGUUGGGUCUGGUGUGGCGCCUUGGCGCGGGUUUGAUCAGGACACCGGCGGCGGGUUCCGUGUUCUCGGCCGCCAGGACCUUCUGUGUCGUUAGUGGCCUCAAAAACCGUCCUGGUUAUCGGCUGCUGGACAGUGGGCGGCUGGAGCGUACGGGAGGGUCCCGAGCCGCAGCCAGCCGCGUUGGCGCCCAGGUUAACCUUACAUGCAGUCAACAUUCUCGCUGUCUUUGUUCAGAUGGAAACACCGGGGAGGGGCGAUUGAUUUACGCUGGAAACUUGGCCAAGGCAGUAUUUGGUGUGAAGUUCUUCUCUUACUCCACCAGCAUUUUUAGUUGUUGUAUGGUGCCUUAUAUCAUUCUGCAGUCUGGCCUUGGAAUUCAGAGCCCUGCAUUACAAGUUGCUUUCUGUGGCAUCAUUGGAUUUUUUACUUUUUUAAGUCCCAUGGUAUUGCAUCUCCUCACUAAAGGUUAUGUGAUUCGCCUCUAUCACAAUGCGGAAACUGACAAUUACACAGCAGUCACUUACAGCGCCCUCCUCCAACAGAAGAAAACUAUUUUCCAUCAAAAGGAUGUAAAGGUUCCUGGAGUCAGCAAGAUGUUCACCACAUUCUAUGCAAACAAGAAGUCAAUGCUAGUAAAUCCAAUGCUUUUCUGGCAUCCAAAUGAUUAUAAUCACCUUAUGGGUUACGAUCAACCUUUUUCCUUUGAUUUGGAGGAAUUAAAAAAGUAAUAAGGAAAUGAGAUUGGGUGAGGAGGUUGUGUGUACAGUUUGUUUACAUAGUAAAAUUGUUUCUUUAAUCAUUUGGAGUUAGCAAAAGGCUCCAUUUAAUUUUAUAUACACUUAAAUAUGAGGAGCUUACUGUAUAUAUUUUAAAAUAAUGUAGAUGUUAGAAAUCUGAAAUGCAAAUUAGGUAUCAAAAUACACAGUAGGUCCAUUGGACAUGAAGCUCCAUGAAUCUAUAGCAGCAUUGAUGCUAUAGAUUCAUGGAGCUUCAUGAGAAUCAUUGCUGAGAAUUGUUCUAGUAUUUGACCUGCUGAGAUUUCAAUUUUUUCAGUUUUAGUGUUGUUUCUAAUGUGUUCAAACAUUAUUUACAAAUUAUUCUUUUCCUAAAUGUACUGCAGCAAUUGAAGUUGCUCAAUAGGAAGUGCUUGUGUCAUCUGAGAACUGAUUUGUCUCCUCUCCAACUUUAAUAUUCUCCAUAUUAUGCAGUAGGAUAAAUAAUAAAAUGCACUUUGGCCUCUGCAAUUAUUACUGUGAGCUUGAAAGGAAUAGGAGAACUGUAAGAAAGACUAUUGGAUAUCUUUUGAUCUUGUAAGGAUGUGUGUUAGAACUUGAUGAUGGAGAAGCAACUCUCUAUCCCACUGUUCCCAUACCACUUUAGUUGUUUCUUUUUGAUAUUUGGAUGAAUAGGUACUGUACUAAAGUGUAAAGUUCAGAACUGUAGGCUUGUGAUAGAAGUGGCUUCCUAAUUUGCUGAUCCACAAAAUAGUAAGAAAUUGCUGCAUCAAAGGAACCUUCUUUGGUUUGCAUAAACUGUUGAAAUUGCUUAGUACGUAUUUGUAAAAUACCAUGUUCAUUCAAAAUACAAGACCAGAUAGCCUAACUGGUGUUCACCCUAUUCAUAAAUUUGCAACCACAAUGCGUACUGCUUGGGUAAAUGUCCACAAUACAGCAGGCUGUCCAAAUGGUGGACUCUGCACCACUUGCUGAUUGCCAUGGUGAAGAGAAAGUCAUGUGACCAACUUUCAUGCACUGCUUUCUGUGGCACCCUUCUGGUUACAGCUUGCUACAUGUAAAAUACUCUGCUUAUUUUUACUAUAUUUUGUCCUUAACAAUCCUCUGACAAGUUCAGUAUGUUACCACAAUAUCGUGCACUCUAAUAUUGUUUAAUAUUCUCUUGUAUACCUUACCAAAAGCCUGCUGGAAAUCAAAAGAAAACAUGUCGACUCGUUUAUCCUUGUCUGUUCUACUAGUUAGAAACACAAAAAAUCCCAACAGUUCAGUCAAGUAUAGUUUCCCUUCUGUAUCUCCAAAUUGACUCUGUCCAAUCCUAAUAUUAUUUACUAAGUGCCCACUUAUCAUUUCCAUAAUGUGUUUUCCUUAGUGCUGGUGUUAGAUGAGCUAGUUUAUAGUUUUUCUCUCUCCCUUUGUUCUCGAAUAGUGAGGUUACUUCUACAAUUUUCCAGUCUUGGGGAACAGUUCUAGAAUGUAUGGAAUUCUAGAAGAUGACAGCCUUGCAACCACUAUCUUCAUGGCUACCAUCUUUGAAAUGCAAGGAUCCAGAUCGUCAGGGAUUUAUUGGCUUUGGGUCCCAGUAAUUCCUUCAAUACUCUUUUUUUUAAUGAGUAAUUUAUUUGAGCUUCUCAUUUACUUUGCUAUUUCCAGUUGUUUUCUAUGUCUUCUGUGGGGGAAAAGAAACAUGUUUAAUAUUUCUGCCAUUUCUUUAUUCUCCAGUAUAAUUUUUCCUGUCUGCCUGUAAGGGAGCUGCAUUAACUUUUGUUCAUCUUUUCCUUUUUGGGAUAUUUAUAGAAGUUCUUACAAUCUCUUUUCAUGUUUCCCUCCAGCCCACUUAUAUAUUUUAUGUUCCCUUGUCAAUGCCUAGGCCAUCCUUUGCUCAGUUUUGAACUUUCCCCAAUCUCCAGCUUACUUUUUUUUUGGCAACAUUAUAAGUCUUUUCCUUUUAUUGUAAAUUAUCUUUGACCUACCUGGAUAAUCAUAGCUGGACCACUUUUCCUUCUGGUUUUUUAUUCUGCCAUAUUAUUUGUCGACUAUAUACUCUUUAAAAGUUACCCACUGUUUACUGUAGUACCUUUUUAAUUUAGUUUUCAAACUACCAUAGACAAAUUGAGCUACUUGCUCUGCAUAGUUUCCUUUAUACAUACUUAAGAUCCUGGUUUCGGAUUGAAUUCAGUCGCUUUCAUUCUUCUUAUAAAUUCUAUGAUAUCUGAAAAAUUCCUUCGAGGUUCCUUAACCACUUGUUUGAUUGUAGGUUCACAUACUGAUCUAGGAAACCAUCCUUGACAUUCCGUGAAUUCAUCCUCCACACAGUUAGUAAUUUGGUUUGCCCAGUCUCUACAUUAAUGUCUCCCAUGAGUAUUUCAUAAUCCUUAUUACAUGAACCUCUAAGUUCCUGGCAUGUACUAUGCCCAAUGUUAUUACUGUUGGAGGAUUAUUUUCAGCUACCACCAAUGUUUUCAGCUCCUUGCAGCUUUUUUUAGGUCCACUCAAACCAAUAUUGCUGCUUGAUUUUCUGAGCUAAAAUCCUUUAUCCCAUUCUUUAAUAUCAGGGUUGCCCUGCCCACUUUUCAAUUUUCUUUUUCUCUUUUAAAACUUAAAUAUCCUCUUGUUUAAAAAAAAACUGCUGGAGGAACUCAGCAGGUCGAGCAGUUUCUGUGGAGGCAAAGGGAUAGUUGAUGUUUCUGGUUGAGACCCUGUAUUAACCCUGGUGCAGGGUCUCAACCUGAAACAUCAACUAUCUCUUUGCCUCUACAGAUGCUGUUUGACCUGUUGAGUUCCUCCCAGCAGUUUGUUCUUUUUUUUGCUCCAGAUCCCAGCAUCUGCAGUCUCUUGUGUCUCCACUAAAUAUCCUCUUAAUGUUUAUUUCACAGACUUGGUUACUUUGUAAUAUUUAUUUGAUUGAACCCAUUUAUUUCUGGUUGUGUCAAAUUCAAUUACCUUGUGACUGCUGUGCACAUUUGGAUAAAGAGGUAUCAUGUUGGUCUUUGUCUAGUCUUUCCCUGCUCUGGCUCCAAUUGGUUGUAUAUGCUUGUCUGUAUAUUCUAUCUCUUCUUAAGUAAAGUUGCUUUUUAUCCUGAAAAUGAAAAAUAAAAAUAAUGGCAGAUGCUGGAAAUCUGAAAUUAAAGCAGAAAAUGCUGGAAUCACUUAGCUGGUCAGGAAGCAUUUGUGAAAGAAAAAGAAAAAGAGUUAAUGUUUCAGGUUGUAUAUCCUUUGCUAAAAUUGGGAAAGAGAGAACAAGUUGGUUUUAAGUUGUAGAGAUGGUGAGAUCUCACCCAAACAGAGAAAUUCCCUUUGUCUUCAUCCAUCCCCAUCUCUUUGAAACUUGCCCACUGAGUGUUUGCAGCAUUUUCUGUUGUUGUUAUGUUACCCUGAAAUAUCGCUUUGUCUUUUCUCUUUAAUUUGAACAUCUUGAAGUGACAGGGAAGGCAAGCAUUUCAUAGUACAUUCACAUCUCCGCCAGCUGGCUGAGCAAUCUCCUUGGAGGCCCAAAAAAAAUCUCAGUUGAUUAUCAGGAAAACAAACUUGAGAAAUUCGUCUCUAACCCUGUUACUGAUUGUUUAAUAGAAAUUCAUUGUAUUUGAAUGAGCAUGAUAUUUAAUAAAUGUGUGUGGACUUUUUUUUGUUUCCUACUGGCGUUCUGUUGUAACACCUCUCAUUUUGCUCCGGCCUUUUAAAGAAAGCACUUCUCCUAUAAUCAUCCAAUAAUUUUUGGAUCAAGAGCUUUCAGGCUAUUGUUGGUGGAAGGAGGAAGUUAGAUAUUUUGUAUAUUUGAUUGCAAAUUAAAGCAAUCUUUGGUCACAGUUUGUAUGUCUUAAGCUGAGAUUUGAGAUUCUAUUUUGGGACAUAAAGAUAGGAAAUUGGCAUUUUUAAACUGUUCCUACACUAUUCCAAACUCUCUUCAAAAAGUAUAUAUACUUAUAAAAUAUUUAACCAAAUCCAAGAAUCCACUUGACCUAACAUCAGUGAUAAUAUUGCUCACAGUGAUACCUUGUUGAAUGUCAUGUACAAGUUUGUAGCUAAAAUUAUAAAUGUAUAAAGUGAACAUAGAUCAUUAUUUGAAAGAUUUGUUUAAAGGAAUUUGAGACCUGAUUGAAUGAACACAUGCAAUAUUGUGGCCAUUUGUUGUGAAAAUGAGACCCAGUGCUUGGCAUUGUUCUGGUACUAGACCAAGUUGUGUGGCUUUUUUUUUGAUCCUCUUUGUUGAUGGUGACUUUUACACGAUGGGCUCAGCCAAUGGAUUUGGCAUAUGGGGUGUUACUACAGAGAAGAGAAGCAAUUGUGAAAUAUGGAUAUUGAGUCUGUUGUUUAAAUCUGAAAAUGUUUUAAGUGUUUUGCCACUAGGUGGUGAAAACACAUUAAUUAUCAAUUAUUCCUAUGAAGAUACUGAGGAUAUUUAAAUUGUAGAACAUUAUAUUGCAUAGCUAUAUUUAUGUAACUUGGAGGAGCACAUGAUCAAACCUCAGUAUUUGUGAUGGUCAAUUUUUUGACUAUUAAUUGUCACAUCCACUUCAUUUUGAUAACUUGAUGAUUGUGCAUCAAUUCUGUGACAAAUUUCCUCAUUUGUACCAAACAUUGCACUUGGUUCUGAAAGUCAGUGAAAUUGUAAGUGAUGUUUGCACAUUAAAAUAUGAAUCACAGCUUUAGUUAUUGUGUAACUAAAGACAGCAAGUAUUUAUAUAUUUGAAAACCUCACCCUUUGUGCUGUCUUUAAAUAUAUUUACAUGAGCUCAGCAAUUGAAUAAAUAAUCUGAGAUCUUUAUUUUACUUCAAAUGUGUUUUUCAGUAAUUAUCUAGUUUUGAUUGCAUGUAUUUGUGGAGUAAAAAUGUAGUUAUCAGAUGUGGCAGGACAAUGGGAGAAAAUUGGAUUAGAGUGUGUGCCAUCUCUAUUUUAAAGUCUUAUUGUCUCAAAUCUUAUACCUUGAUAUUUGUAGUUAAUUGGGUACCUUGCCAUGUUUGUUCAAUAUUGGGUCAGGCACCAUUAUGAAUUAGAAAAUUAUUGGGAUUUCCUCCAGGGCUAUACUUUGGAUUCUUUAUGAUGAAUUUGGAAAGCUGCCAUAAUUUAGCACUUCUUUUGUAAUUGAUAUACUGCUGGAAAUUGCUUCCUAAUUGGGUUGUGAUGUGCAAUUGGACAUCUGUCAAUGACUCCCCAGUAGUUUGCGACCACACUGUGUGGUUUGCAAACUCCUUGCUCUAGCAUACUUACCCCACAGCAUUCAAGGUUAGUUAGCACAUGAGUGAGGCCUGUUUUC
Messenger RNA from Pristis pectinata (smalltooth sawfish), 6000 nucleotides. RefSeq names its product transmembrane protein 70 (gene tmem70). The coding region runs from base 8 to 742 and encodes 244 amino acids. Gene Ontology annotation, biological process: mitochondrial proton-transporting ATP synthase complex assembly. The record is from RefSeq and is a predicted model, not a curated record. The transcript has 3 exons. Gene Ontology annotation, cellular component: mitochondrial membrane. Lineage: Eukaryota; Metazoa; Chordata; Chondrichthyes; Rhinopristiformes; Pristidae.